Molecule: messenger RNA, 1329 nt
Organism: Nerophis ophidion (straightnose pipefish)
Lineage: Eukaryota; Metazoa; Chordata; Actinopteri; Syngnathiformes; Syngnathidae
Exons: 11
Coding region: 161-1243 (360 amino acids)
Source: RefSeq, a predicted model, not a curated record
UGGUUAUUGUUGGGCUAAUACCGGAAGUUACCUACCGCACUUCCUGUCAGGACUGAGCCACCUACGAAUUGCGUUUCGGUUAUUUUUUAAGACGUUUUCUUCCAGAACACAACACGGAAAUACAUUGCUGUACUUCUGUCAGGAAUGCGGUGUCGACACAAUGGAACCUUCCAUAGCGUCCGAACCCAGCAGUCCUGAAGAGCUCAACAAAGCUCGUUUCUUUGAUCUCACCGUCGACCAGUGUGACUUGUCCAUUCUCGUACCGGAGACCCCAAGCUCGCAGCUCCCCAAGCGCAGGAGGAGACGUACACGACAUGAAGAGGAAGCAUUUAGUCCGGUAAUGACGAGGCGCUCAGUGGACCGAGCAAAAUGUUCCGGCGGGCCGUCCAAGCGCAGGAAGCUGUCUGAGGCGAAGUCGGGGCGGAACUUUGGCUUUGUGCCCGCCUCCUCUUUGGGACUAUUUCCUGCGGGCAGCUGGUUUGACGCUUCAUCCAGUUCCUCGUCUUCGUCCUCGUCGCCCUCUUCAUUCCUCACGUUAGAACAGGAUGAAACGGCGACAAUGCAGCCUUCGAGUUGUCGCAACUCGUUGUCUUUCCUGACGGCAGAGGAAAGGAGGUGGCUGAGCGGCGAGCAGGCUGACGACAGAACAACAGAGGCGCCGCCGGAAGUGGUCAUCAGUGAUGAUGAGGACAUGCCAAUCCGCAUGGCGCAGAUGGAAGAAGAUGAAGUGUUUGCCCGAAGCCUGCAGGCACAGUUUGACCAAGAAGAGGCGGAGUCACAUCAUCACUACCAUCAGAUGCAUCACAUGCACGCCGACGCCACCUGGACGCCACAUCUGCUGGCGGCAGCCAUGUCCCCACUAGCCCCCCUGGGACAAGAUGGUGUUCGUCGCCAGCCCAGACGGGGGCGGGGCCAAAGGAGGGACACGCCACUUCUGUCAGACGACCUCGCGGCGAAUGACUACGAGGCCCUGCUGGAAUUUGAAGAGCGCCAAGGCGCCGUCGUGUCCAAGAAGAUGACCCGCUCCGAGAUCGAAAGGUUCCCUGUCAAGUCCUUCCAGAGCGGAGGCGGGAACACACAAUGCCAGAUCUGCUUUUGUGACUACGACCAGGGCGACAAGCUGAGGAUGCUGCCUUGUUUCCACGACUACCAUGUUCCGUGUAUCGACCGAUGGCUCAAGGACAACACCACCUGCCCCAUUUGCAGGGUCAACCUGGCUGACGACGACAUCAUGCACCAAUAAUACUUGACCACCUUUUGUUGCUAGUUAGUGACUUGUCUCUUUUGUUUUAAUAAAAUAAGAAUAAAAAAAAUCUACUAUUUCCAUCA